GCGGACACUUUGAAGCGGCUCCUCGAUCAUGCCGCCGAGCAACAACUCGAUCGGUCAAGCGCUCGUCUACCUGCGUCCCCUUCGACACAUGUUUGACGUGGUGACGACUGUUUCCGUGUUGAACGACGACGGCAAUUCGCUCGGCUCCCUUGUCGUCCACGUGCGUCCUUCCCCGAAAGCCACACCGUCCGAUGCACCCAAGAGCAGUGGGAAUAACGCAAAGCUCGUUCCGGCGGAUGUAGACGACUUGUCUGACGACGAAAUGGACGACAUGAAAUCUCUUGACGGCGAGUUCCUGUGGAUCUCGAUCCAGGUCCAUGUCGACCCGUCCACGCCGUCGUUGCUCUUAGCAAACCCCGCCAACUAUCGCGUCUCGUAUGUGUUCUUUCAAUCCAACACACAAGUUUUCCCCCUCGAACACGCAAACAUGAUCAAAGUACUCGUUACACCGCCGUUUGUCGACUACGUCAGUGCCGACACGAUGAGUUUCGAAGUGGUGCCGUUUACAGACGUCGCGUCGGAGCCAAGGACAGCUGAGCUAUUGUCGACUACAGCACCACCCUACGACGAUGCAUUGCUCCACACGGCGCUGCUGGAGGAAAUCCAGCGCGACAAGGCAAAGAUGGCCCAAGAACACGAAGCCGAGAAAAAGAGGAACGAGGAAAUGCGUGGCGAAAUGAGCAAGUUGAUCCAUCAUGUGAAAGAACAGGAGGACACGAUCCUGGAACAGGUCAAGAUGGGCCAGACGGCAGCGUCAGAGCUCGUGAGGUUGCAGGAGAAGGCGCGAGCAGACGCGCGUGAGAAGGAACUGCUUCUCAAGCAAAUCACGGACACCGACUCCAAGUACCAGACACUUCUUGACAACGCCAACGCAAACAAUAAGUCCAAGGCGUGUAUAAUACAAUAGAAGCCGAGAUGCUAACGCUGUGGCUUGCGAUCCAUGGCGUCGACAAGCGACGGAGUCUGCGCUACCAGUCGAAGCGUCGCGAGGUCAUCAAUUCCUUGACGAAGGUACGCCUUGAUCUUCACAGGAUCUUGUUCAUGACGACGCAAGCGAAUGAUCUCUCGAGCAUUGAAGCGGAUCUUCUUGCCCAUGAGAGGCGGAAAUUCCCGAGCGACGCGGCAUACGUCACGGUACAGACCCAUGCAGGUCUGUGCCGCCAUUCUUCCACCUCUAGGAAUUGCCCGGAUUACAGUAUCCGGAUACCCACCAUUGUACUAGAAGGUUGAAGUACUAAUUGCGC
Messenger RNA from Aphanomyces invadans, 1244 nucleotides. RefSeq lists its product as hypothetical. The record is from RefSeq and is a predicted model, not a curated record. Lineage: Eukaryota; Oomycota; Saprolegniomycetes; Saprolegniales; Verrucalvaceae. The transcript is spliced from 4 exons. The coding region runs from base 29 to 907 and encodes 292 amino acids.